Molecule: messenger RNA, 1212 nt
Organism: Fusarium pseudograminearum CS3096
Lineage: Eukaryota; Fungi; Ascomycota; Sordariomycetes; Hypocreales; Nectriaceae
Exons: 5
Coding region: 1-1212 (403 amino acids)
Source: RefSeq, a predicted model, not a curated record
AUGGAAGCCAAUCCGUUUAUGAUGGACCCGCCGCUGGGCCAGGACAGAUGGGAUGCUAGAAGCAGCGCUCCAACUCAGAUUAUUCUGGGUGCCUGUCUGUUCACGUUGGCGACAGUCGUUUACGGUCUAAGAAUAUUGACGAGAGUCCGUUUGCAGAAGAACGCUCUUCGUCUCGAUGACCUUCUUACCGGCGCUUCGCUGGUGGCAUGCUGGGCAUUCUAUGCUUGUACAAUGGGCAUGGUGGCUCAGGGUGGUUGUGCUACCAACUUUUGGCAGGUCAAGCAAUCUCAGUACGAGACGUUACUCAAGUGGACUAUCCCAGUCAACAUCUUCUACAUGCUCUCGUCCGAUCUCGCCAAGAUUUCCCUCCUAUUCUUCUACCUCCGCCUCUCGCCCGAACGGAACUUUCGAAUGAUCCUAUACGCAUUGAUCAGCCUCUUUGGUCUAUACGCCCUCAUCUACGCAAUGAUAAGUCUCUUUGGGUGCCAACCAAUCAAGGCUUCAUGGGAUCUUGCUGCACAAGCAACAGGAAAGUGCGUGGAUAAAUUCGGCUUUUUCCUGGCAGCUUCGGUAGCCAACGUCGUUAUGGAUCUGAUAAUACUGCUUCUUCCUUUGCGAAUCGUUAUCCCUCUUCAAAUUCCACGACGACAGAAGAUGUCACUGCUUUUUCUCUUUACCACUGGCGGCUUCGUUAUUAUUGUUGCCAUAUACAACUGUGUUCUCACUGUCAAGCUAUUCAGUAGCCUGAACUACACCUGGGGUCUAGCAUACGAGUUGUGCUGGAUGUAUGCGGAAUUGACAGGUUGUGUCAUUUGUGCCUCCGCCAGUUCUCUCAAGCCAUUCUUCAAACGCAUUCUACCGGCUCUGUUCAGCAGUCACGGCGCCAGCUACGGUCCAUCAGGUGCAACAGGUGGAUCUCAUGCCAUUGCCAAUAGCAGGAGGCAACUUAGCCGCAAGCAGGCGGAUGCAAUCGAGCUUCAAUCUGGAGAUGACUCCGAGUCGGGGCGAAAGGUCGUGGACGACGAUGAAACCAAACUCUGGCCCAAGCCCAAGGAAAGUUUUGACAACAGCAAUGGUAACCACAGGGUCUUGGUCUCUGCAACAGUUGAUAGUAACGAGAUGGGAAGAAGCAGCUCGAGGCUCCAGAGGAGGGGGAAACCAGAUGGUAUUGAGAUCGUUUCGACCACGGAGGUGCUGUACAGUCCGAGAUAA